This is a messenger RNA of Pseudoliparis swirei, 3457 nucleotides long. RefSeq lists its product as uncharacterized. The record is from RefSeq and is a predicted model, not a curated record. Gene Ontology annotation, molecular function: nucleic acid binding. Lineage: Eukaryota; Metazoa; Chordata; Actinopteri; Perciformes; Liparidae.
AUGGCGGCGGAGCUGGCGCAGAUGAAGUCCCUUCUCCGGGCCCUCCACCCGAGUGCGGUGGAAACUGAAGUAUCAGAUCCACCCGCGGCCGAGCAGUUCUCGGAUGAGGACGUUAUCUCGGUGACGGCAUCCGCCAACCUCUUCACAGAGUACAGCGACGGGCAAGACACCCAGGCUUCCAGGCCGGGUUCCCACCUCUCAGUCCAGAGUCGGUCGGAGGGGGGAGAGGAGGGCUCCAUCGGGUCUGUCAUGCGCAUGGCCCUGGCACGCCUUCAGCUGGAUAUACAGCAGCCCAAAACCCCACAGGUUAGUGCGUUCUUCAGGCGCACUUCCGUCCCCGCCACCUUCUCUGUCCCUCCCUCCGAAGAUUACCUAAGGGAGUUACACGCAUGCUGGAGAGACACCCGUGCUCAUUCCCGGCCUUCGACCGAGGGACGAACCCUGGCGUCCAUGCAGGACGCGGCCAAGUAUGGUCUUGAGCGCAUGCCAGCCAUUGAGCCAACUAUUGCAUCCCUCAUAGUUUCCCCAGAGGAGACUCUAAGACCGGAGGCCAGGUGCCCUCGGCCCCAGUGUCGGGCCACGGACGAACUGCUUUCCCAGGCCUACAACACGGCAGCCCGCAUGGGCCGUAUCGGUAACUCCCUCUCCCAUCUCAUGCUUGCCCUCUCGGAGUCUCUACAGCAGGAUACUCCCGACGCCUCCUCUAUCAGCCUCAGUGAUGCGUCACUGCAGGCGUUUGGCCUCAUGUCGAGGGAGCUCGGGCGCCUGAUGUCCACCCUGUCGAGCCCGGGGAGAUGUUCGGAUCGGCCGCGCUCCAGGCGCUCCAGCGAACUGUGCAAGCCAGUCAGGCCAGGCAGCAGUUCGCUGAUCUUCGCCGUGCCAUGCCCCCACCCCGACGGGCAUCCAGGGGCCCCACGCCGGCCCCCAGAGACCAUUUGCAGCCCCGCGCUCGCCUUAAUAGUCAGCGCAGGCCUCAGCACCCCGCUGGGAGGCCAACCCACUCACAACGUGCGGUUUCUGGCGGACUCCCCAGACAGUUUCCAAACCCUGGGAUUACCAGCCGCCCCCCCACAGCCACUAGAGGCAGGGGGGGCAGGAGAUGAAGUCUCCGGGCCGGCCGUUGGGUUUUUCUCCCAGCAGCAGAUCCGCUACUGGGCAGCUCAUGCCCCAGACCCAUGGGUGGUGUCCACCCUAGCUCAGGGCUACAAGCUCCAAUUCCGACGCCGGCCCCCAGCCUCCGGCCGGGUCAGGAUAACUACCAUCGCCGACCCGGCAAAAGCCUUAGCCUUGAGCCAGGAACUUGCCAAACUCCUGGCCAAGGGCGCAAUCGAGGCGGUAGACCCCCUGUCAGAGCCCAGGGGGUUUUAUUCAACCUACUUCCUCGUAAGGAAGAAAGAGGGCGGACUCCGCCCAAUCCUAGAUCUGAGGGGACUCAACAAGUUCCUGAAGGUCUUGCCAUUCCACAUGCUCAGCACGGCAGACGUCCUUCGUACCAUCUCCAGAGGGGACUGGUUCACGUCGGUCGACUUGAAGGAUGCCUAUUUUCAUGUCCCCAUUGUGCCUCGUCACAGACAGUUCCUUCGUUUCGCCUUUCAAGGCCGUUGUUUUCAGUUCAGGGUGCUUCCAUUCGGACUCUCCCUUUCCCCACGUGUGUUCACAAGAUGUGUUGCGGCUGCCCUUUCCCCCCUGCAGUUGCAGGGCAUGACGGUAAUGCCGUAUUUGGACGAUUGGCUGAUCUGUGCACCAUCCCAAACUCAGGCUGCACAAGACACCACCCGCCUUCUCUCCCAUGUGGCCCUAUUGGGCCUCAGGGUGAACAUGCAGAAAUGCUCUCUGCGCCCGUCCCAGAGCAUAACCUUCAUCGGUGUAGCUCUGGACUCAGCCGCUAUGAGAGCCCGUCCGUCACGCCGGCGUGUCGACGACAUCCUCCGCAACCUGCCCCUCUUCCGAGGGGGCAGGCGGUUGCCCUACAUUCUCUUCCUUCGCCUGUUGGGCAAAUUGACAGCCGCCUCAGCUGUCAUUCCCUUGGGUUUGCUGUCACUGCGGCCUCUACAGAGAUGGCUGAACAGCCUCCAUUUGGAGGUCACGUGCCACAGGCACAGGAGAGUGGAGGUAUCACAGCAGUGCCUUCGAGCCCUAUCACCAUGGAGGGAGAGGGCGUACCUGUCGGGGGGUGUCCCCAUGGGUAUGGUCCCGUCCCGGCGGGAGGUCGUCACAACGGACGCCUCCCUCUCAGGGUGGGGCGCAGUGUGGCAGAACAGGACUGCUCAGGGGCAGUGGUCCGCUCAGGACCACACCGAGCAUAUCAAUGUCCUGGAGCUGCGGGCUGUGCACCUAGCACUCAAGCAGUUCCUGCCAUUCCUGGCUGGGAAACACGUACUCGUUCGGUCGGACAACACCCCGACCGUUUUCCACAUAAACCAUCAGGGUGGCACCAGGUCGGCAAAGCUGCUACACGCGGCUUGCGCCCUUCUGACUUGGGCAGCCCCUCACCUGACCAGCCUUCGGGCGAUGUAUAUUCCAGGGAAACAGAACCAGAUUGCAGAUUCCCUCUCCCGCCACAGACCCCCACCGGAGUGGCUCCACCAAGUGGUGCAGAGCAUCUGGGGUCUCUUCGGCAGGGCGAGGGUAGAUCUUUUUGCCUCGGAGACGUCAACCCACUGCUCCCACUGGUUCUCCCUGAGGGAUAGGACCAGCCCUCUGGGGCAAGAUGCCCUGGCGCACACAUGGCCAGGGGGCCUUCUUUAUGCUUUCCCCCCAAUUCCCCUGAUCUUACCAACGCUUCUCAGGGUACUUCAACAGGGCCACAGUCUCCUACUGGUGGCCCCGCGAUGGCCAGCCAGGACUUGGUUCCCCCUACUGCACAGGCUCUGCUCCGGGACGCCAUGGUGCCUCCCGGACAGGAGGGAUCUCCUUUCACAGCUAGGAGGCCAGAUCUGGCACCCCAACCCCAGCCGCCUGCAGCUAUGGGCCUGGCCACUGCAGGGUCCGACCUGCUGCUGAGCAGCUGCACAGACCUAGUCAAGGGGACUAUUCGGCAUGCCAGAGCACCAUCUACCCGUCUACAGUACGAGUGUAGAUGGAGGCUGUUCUCUGAUUGGUGCGUGGGCCGCAACACCGACCCGGUGCAGUGCCCCGUGCCGGUUAUAUUAGAGUUUCUACAGUCCCUCCUGGAUAGGGGCCGGUCUCCCUCUACCCUGAAGGUGUACGUAGCUGCUAUCUCAGCACAGCACGCCGGGACUAACAAGGGCACGGUGGGGAGCCAUAGGUUGGUCUCCCUCUUCUUAAAGGGAGCUCGGCGACUGCGUCCUCCGAGCGCCCCCAGGGCUCCCCCAUGGGACCUACCCAUGGUACUGGACACACUAUGCUCGCCUCCUUUCGAACCCAUGUCAGGGUCAGAGCUAAAAUGGCUGUCGGCAAAGACCGUUUUUCUCCUUGCCAUCACUUCAGCAAAGAG